This is a messenger RNA of Onychomys torridus (southern grasshopper mouse), 766 nucleotides long. RefSeq lists its product as uncharacterized. The coding region runs from base 415 to 744 and encodes 109 amino acids. NCBI's taxonomy places the organism in Eukaryota, Metazoa, Chordata, Mammalia, Rodentia, Cricetidae. The record is from RefSeq and is a predicted model, not a curated record. The transcript has a single exon.
GAGAGGAGGGCUGACGGUCCAGUGCGCUGGGGGCCGCCGGGGCGCCCGAGGCUGCCCAAGCGCAGCGCACCGGUGCCCCGAGUGCGCCCCGGGUUGCCGUCGAGGCGGGCCGCGGACGCACUGGACGGGGAACUGGGGGUGGAGAUGCCGCGAGGGCGAGGGAGGAAGGGAGCUGGGCGACCCGGGUAGCGGGAGUCCGUGUGUCUGUGUGUCUGUCGGUCCCCUCUGGCUCUCGGCGUGCGCCCGAGGCUGCGGGAGAGGCGCCCGCUCAGGCCCCCGCGCCGGGUCGGCAGCGGCACGUGGGGCCCACAGCGCGGCAGCGGUGCGGGCGAAGGGAGGCCCGUUUCUCUCUUUGGUUAUCUAGCUGUAUGAGUGCCACAGAGCCGUCAUAAAGCUAGAUAACCGAAAGUAGAAAUGACUCUCACAACUUCUGCGUGCGAUCGCCCGCCCGGCCGCCCUGGCCACAGGAGCCAGAGGAGUCCAGAGAAGCCCACGCCACCCAGGGACUCCAACUGGAUGGAGCGGCCGCGCCCGGACCAGGUAUCCGACCUCGGCUUUCCCGGGGACACCCACCGUGUUCUGGAGGCACUCCCUUCCCCUCCUCCUCGUUCCCUGCCCCCUACCCCCAUUCCCCAGCGCCGAGGCUGGAACCCCAAAGUGGAGUGGGCUGGGGGCAGGGAGCGGGCUGGGGUUGCGGAGGGGUCGCUGGCGGGGAAGGCGCCAGCCUUUGCCUUCACCCCAUAAAUCAGGCUCGAACAAUCCGCGC